ACUGUCUGACCGGUGACAGGACGUUUCUACUUGGCAUUUACUGCUCGUGACUUGUGCCUAUUCAGUGAUUGUGCACCGACUCGGACUGAAACCACGCGACACUAACUACCGUCUUCGAAUUACCCUUAAGGGAUUGUCUUUGGAUACGCACGAGAGUGCCAGUUACUCGAUUGCCUCACCGUGGACGGGGACGCGGUAUGCGGUUACGCAUUGUCAUCCUAGCCUGUCUCCUACUUCAGGGGCUGGCUCGAUCAGAAGAUGUCGAAGUAGUAGAGGCGAUCCCAGGCGACGAGAAUCGAAACGACAAUACCGGCUUGAAUCGUCAGGAUGGGGAGAUCGGUGGUUCGGAUCAGCUGGCACUCGAGUCCCUCAACGAGAAGGAAAAUAGUGUUGGAACAUCCGCCGGUGGCAGCGGAGGCGGAGGAGGCGGCGGCGGUGGCGGAGGAGGCGGAAAUGCCGGAGGAGUUGGCAGCGUGCAAGGAGGAAGUGGCCAGUACAAGGGUGCCCUUCGGGGUCAUUCACACUCGUUGCCACCGGGACGAGGAAAUCUCGGGUUAGCGCAUACACGACCGCAUCACAACGUUGCGUAUCACGGUCCACCACCUCCUUUGCCUCAGAAACCUCAGACCGAAGCAAUGGAUAAAGUGUUCAGCACCGGCAGCGGAAUAAGUAGUUCCGGCGAUACGUGGCCUGCGAGCACACCGGACAUGCCAAAAAUCAUAUCACUCGACGUUAAGUGCGAGAAGAGUUUGAUGAAAGUAUAUCUCGGCUUUGACAAGCCUUUCUACGGCAUCGUUUUUUCGAAAGGUCAUUACAGCAACAUCAACUGCGUUCAUUUACCAGCUGGCCUUGGACGAACAUCGGUCAACUUCGAGAUAAGCAUUCACGCUUGCGGAACAGCUGGCAAUACGGAGAACGGUCUUUACGGUUACGGUGCCGAGUCCGGUUCGGGUACUUACUUCGAGAACAUCAUCGUAGUGCAGUACGAUCCGCAGGUCCAAGAGGUGUGGGAUCAGGCGCGCAAAUUGCGUUGUACUUGGCACGAUCUGUACGAAAAAUCAGUCACUUUCCGUCCGUUCCCCGUCGACAUGCUGGACGUUGUGAGGGCGGACUUUGCUGGUGAUAAUGUUGGCUGCUGGAUGCAGAUUCAAGUUGGUAAAGGUCCUUGGGCUUCGGAAGUCUCAGGACUGGUGAAAAUCGGACAGACCAUGACGAUGGUACUUGCCAUCAAAGACGACGACUCCAAGUUCGACAUGCUGGUUCGAAAUUGUAUGGCUCACGAUGGCAAAAGGGCACCGAUCCAGCUGGUCGAUCAAAAAGGUUGCAUCACCAGGCCCAAGCUCAUGUCCCGUUUCACCAAAAUCAAAAACUUCGGCGCCAGCGCCUCCGUAUUGUCUUAUGCGCACUUCCAAGCAUUCAAAUUCCCCGAUUCAAUGGAAGUUCAUUUCCAAUGCACCAUACAGAUAUGCAGGUAUCAUUGCCCCGAACAAUGCUCCGAGUCUGGUCCGCUGCUCGAUCAACAGUCCGGCCUCCUGGAACAUCAUCAAACGAAUAUUCAUCCUGCUGAUGUUGGCUACGGUCUUCCGCCGCCGCUGCCACUCGAAGCUUAUCUUCAAGCUGCUGCUGGACGACCGCGCGAUGAAAGACGACGAAAAUCUCGAGAAAUCCCGAGCCCGACGUCACUCAAGAACGUCGGUGUUGAUAGAAUAAUCAGAGUCGUUUCCACCGGUGAUCUGACCUUCGCUAUCGACGAAUCGAACAACGAGGCACCAAGCUCGACUAUGGUAUUCCCCAUCAAAGAUUCCACCGCCAAUUCGAGUCUUAUAUGCAUGACGACACCUGGAUUUGCGGUCACACUUAUCAUUCUUCUAGCUGUACUUUUAGCCUCUUGCAUACUAUCGACAUAUCUUUGCAUAAGACUCAGACCAUUCGGGAAAUCGAAAAAAUGCAACGUCGGCGUUACCUACAGCAGUAGUCAGGGUGGACUGAAAAAAGCUCCCAAGACCUGCUUCUAUUCGUAAUUUACUUUAGUUUAUUUUUAAUCACAGGAAAUAAAUUCAUUAGAGCGAGAGUCUUUCUCCUCGAACAGCUGAUCGUUUCGGUUUAAACAAUUUUAGGAUUACCUUCCCAUGGAAAUAAAGUAUGUUCGAGAACGUAGACAUUUUCUUGCCAGGCUGAAUGAUUUUUUUGCUGGGAAUGUAUUUGAGAUCAGGGUCCAUCUGCAAAUGAAGAUGCUUCGAAGUUGUGAUUCGAAAAGAAUGUGAUUGGGGAAAAAAUCUUUUUUUGUCAAACGUUAACUAUCACAGUCGUUUAUAUUUCAUGUUCGAUUCCUUUCGAUGGGCACUCGAUUAAUCGAGUCAAGAACAUUCAACAAUUAUUUUCAAUCCGAAUCUACAUAUUCUUCGAACAUAAUUUAUUUCCAUUGUGACUUUGUUGUCCUGGUAUCACGAUUUUGCGGAUCGUCCAUAAAUUCGAAUUAUACAGGGCGAUACCCAAAAACGAGCGAGUCCGGUAAUGCCCGGUUCGAGUUUCCUCCGCACAGCACUGUUCACUGUGACCAUCGUGUCUGUGACCUCUUCGGUGGAGAGAAGAGGCUAUAUCGAUUAUAACCGUAAGCACGAUUCCAUUUAUAUGUAUUGUGACGUGUGUGAACAAAACCCAGCUCCGUAUUCCGUUUAUUGGACUCAGCGAGGUCGUGAUGUACAGUUUAAAGACCACGAUAACGAGAUCCUCCACUAUAGAUGGAUUCGUGCUUGAUGGUCGUAGAGACGUUCUUUUCCCUGAUCCGUGUCGUGCGUGAGUAGCCAAUAAAAUAUUUUAAUUCAGGCACGUAUGGCAUCGAGGCAACGGCGGAUUAUUUAGUCAAAGAAAAAAUUCUUCAUAUUUUUUAUGCGCUAAACAUAUACGCACACGUACGAUUGGAGUGUACGAAUGGAUGGAAAAUAGGCUCGAUAAACUGUUUAUUUAAAGUAUUAUUCGAUUAUUCUUCCAACAUUCGUUUUUCGAUAAUGAUUUUUUUUCGUCUCAUGAUUUUUCGCAAAUAUUAUUCAUUCAUGAAACGAUCAAACGUAUUUACUUAUUUAUUUAUUUAUAUUCAUAUUUCGGUAUUUACGAGUCAUGGGAACAAAAAAAUUAUUGUUUGAAGAAAAUGCAUUGUCAGAAGAAUAAUCAUUUGGGUUUUCGGUUGGUGAUUUUUUUAGUGCUCAUAGGGAUACGAAAUUUAAUUUUCACAGUUAUAAAACGGAGCGAAUCCAAUGAGAUUUCUCCGAAUUUCCGCAAUCACAUCUGCCUUUUAUCAUCACAAUUCAUUAAUAUUGUACAAAUAGUGCGUGAGGCCAUUUUCCAAUAAGAUAAAGAUUCGAUGAGCGAUUUGAGGCACGCGUCCGUUAUGACAAAUGUCAAUAUUUAAUUAUAUAUAUGAAAUAUUUAUUUUAGUCAAUAUUGUUAUACUUGUGCUCAUACACGAAAUUAUUUUAAGAAUAAACAAUGAAUAAAUGAUUAAAAAGUAAUUAGGAAAAUUAUUGAUCAAUUUCCUUUAUGUUUGAAAUGAAUUAUGGUGCACCGAGAGAUUGUGUUCAUUUUAUUGUCGCAUUGUUAUCAACGUUCUCGAGUAAAUGCGACAACGCUUGCCACAGGUACAGUGAGUAAACUUGUUAAUUAGAUCAGUAAACUAUUUACUUUUGUCGUAUAACAAUUAUGAUUGCUCAUUUACGUUGUUCGUGCACGAAUAAUGCGGAAAGUCCAGAGGCCCUCGUUCGUUGAUGCGUAAUUUAGGAUAGAAUUUCGUUUCGUUUUGAAAAUCAUGAAACCUCAGAACGUUAAACGAUCAACGAGAGAUGCACAUCUAGAAUAGCUUGGGAAACAAAAAUUGCAAUCAUUCAAUAAUUAUGACGAAUUGAUUUUCAAGAAUCAACGACGUGUUAAUCAUAUUGAAAAAUGUAGGGGGAAAAGAAAAAGUUAGCGAAAUGGCAUUUUGGCAAAUUUUGUUAUCAAUUGUUUAAUUAUGUGAAUAAAUACUCAUUUUUAUAAAA
Messenger RNA from Venturia canescens, 4031 nucleotides. RefSeq names its product dusky (gene dy). NCBI's taxonomy places the organism in Eukaryota, Metazoa, Arthropoda, Insecta, Hymenoptera, Ichneumonidae. Bases 198 to 2021 code for a protein of 607 amino acids. The transcript has 3 exons. The record is from RefSeq and is a predicted model, not a curated record.